Molecule: messenger RNA, 753 nt
Organism: Talaromyces proteolyticus
Lineage: Eukaryota; Fungi; Ascomycota; Eurotiomycetes; Eurotiales; Trichocomaceae
Exons: 4
Coding region: 1-753 (250 amino acids)
Source: RefSeq, a predicted model, not a curated record
AUGGCGCUCUCAGGAAAAGUCGCUCUCGUCACCGGCGGUGUUAAGAAUCUUGGUGCCCAAAUCGCCCGUGAACUGGCCAGUGUCGGUGCUAACCUUGCUCUACACCACCACUCCGCCAGCAGCGAGAAGGAUGCCGCAAAACUAGCCGCUGAGCUGAAGCAGAAACACCCGUCCAUCAAGGUUGUCUUUUACCAGGGCGAUCUGACAUCUGCUGCGGCUGUGACCAAACUCUUUCAGGAUACCCUGAAGGAUUUCGGCCACAUUGACAUCGUGGUCAACACGGUGGGCAAGGUUCUGAAGAAACCUAUCACCGAGAUCAGCGAGGCAGAAUACGAUUCCAUGUUUGCGAUCAACUCCAAGACUGCUUUCUUCGUCCUGAAGGAAGCUGCUGCCCAUGUCACCGAUGGUGGCAAGAUUAUCACCAUCGUCACUGCGCUGCUCGGCGCCUUCACCGGCCUUUAUACUUCCUACGCUGGAAGCAAAGCUCCUGUCGAACACUUUACCCGAGGUGUCUGCAAAGAACUUCAGUCCCGUCGCAUCAGCGUCAACAAUGUUGCCCCUGGCCCUAUGGACACUCCCUUCUUCUACCCUCAGGAAUCCCCCGAAGCCGUUGAAUUUCACAAGGCCAAUGGCAUGGGCGAUCGCCUAACCAUGGUCGAGGAUAUAGCCCCUAUUAUUAAAUUUCUGUGCACCGAAGGGGCUUGGAUUACGGGACAGACCAUCUUCGCCAAUGGUGGCUACACCACUCGUUGA